Messenger RNA from Acipenser ruthenus (sterlet), 3359 nucleotides. RefSeq names its product cell cycle and apoptosis regulator protein 2-like. The record is from RefSeq and is a predicted model, not a curated record. Gene Ontology annotation, biological process: RNA splicing; regulation of DNA-templated transcription. Gene Ontology annotation, cellular component: nucleus; DBIRD complex. The transcript is spliced from 19 exons. Lineage: Eukaryota; Metazoa; Chordata; Actinopteri; Acipenseriformes; Acipenseridae. Gene Ontology annotation, molecular function: RNA polymerase II complex binding. The coding region runs from base 215 to 2716 and encodes 833 amino acids.
UCCUCCGGACCGGUAGAUGGCAGACACGGCAAAAGAACAACCUCGAAAUGCUACCGUUUUUGUCAUUGUGAAGAGAUAGACAACAACAAGGAAGCUGCAGGUUUUGCAACUAUACCGAGGAAUUAGAAACGUGUGGCUUUGCCAUUUAAACUAAAGGACGCGACGUACCUGGUUCCUCUGAGCGGCUCCAGGAUUCAUUAACAGUUCUGUUGGGAUGGACCUGUCGCAAGCAGCCCCUCUCCUGCAGAAUUCUCAGCAGGCCGGCCCGGGGCACAAGCAGCGCGUGUUCACCGGUGUCGUCACCAGCAUGCAUGAUUAUUAUGGGCUGGUGGAUGAAGAGGUUCUCUUCCAGCUCAGCGUGGUGAAGGGACGUGUGCCGCUGGUGGGAGAGAAGGUCCUGGUUAAAGCGAUCUACAACCCCGGGCAGAGCAUGAAGUGGAACGCACAGAAAGUCCAGGCAGUUAAUAACCAGUCCCUCUUGAAGUCUCUGCCGUCCCUUCUUCCAGCGAUGGGGCAGCCACAGAAGCAAGGCAUUCUGGGAAACAAACCGCAGCCUCUCCUCCAGGCUCCCUUAAUCCCACCAUUAAUACCCAGCAUGCAGCAGCCCCCUCAAAAACCCGGACUCCUGCAGACCCCGCCCCACCUCUACCCCCACCCCCACCCCCAGCACCAGCACCAGCACCCCAGGCAGGGCCAGUUCGAUCCACGUGGAGGGGGGAGGAGACGGCACGGAGACGGAGGGAGGCGUGCGGGCCGAUGGGAUGACGGUGGGGGCUGGUGUGGGGACCGCGUGUCUCAGAAGCGGAGGAAGCUGAGGGGCACCCAGGAGGAACCCCUGAAGAAAGCCAGCGUCCAGCCGCCCCGAUACUGGCCUCUCUUCUCGCGCUUCUCUCGAGACAGCUCUGCCUGCGACACUCUGGAGGUGCUACGUCGAUACCCGCAGCUGGCACUGCCCGAUGACUUCUUCGACCUGCGACUGAGCUGGGUGGAGACCUUCCCAGUCACCCGACCCCUGACCCUGGGCUUCCCCAGCCCCUUCCACGUAUCAGAGGCGAGGGCGGACCCUGACCCGGCCCAGCCUGCAGACACGGACCCCUCCUACAGCGCCAAGGUGAUGCUCCUGUCUACCCCAGGGCUGGAGGAGAUGUACCAGAAAUGCUGCUGUCUGUCUGAAGAGCAGAAGGAGGUUUCUGCAGGGCCAGUGCACCCCACCACGCUCAUCAAGUUCUUGGUUGGGCUGAAGCAGGAGGAGGCAGUGGUUCUGGGGGGAGCCUGGUCCCCUUCUCUGGAUGGGUCCAAACCGGUCAAAGACCCCCUGGUUCUGAUCCGAACUGCUGUGCGCUGCACCAAGGCACAAACCGGGCUGGACUUGAGCACUUGUUCUCAGUGGUUCAAGUUUGCGGAGGUACGGUACCUGCGAGCUGGGCUGGUGGAGACCACAGUGUUCUUCCUCCCAGACGUGUGGCACAGCCUGCCCUCCAUGUCGGAGUGGGAAGGCCUGCUGCUGGCACACAAUCCAGGCACAGAGAGCAGCCACUCCCCAGAUUCGGACCAGGCAGUGGAGGAGAGCGCUGCUGUGGACAGCCGGACCCCCGAGCCGCUGGGGGCUCUACCGGAUGAGCCUGCUCUCCUUGUGCACCCCAGAGAAGGGCUGCCCUGCGCCACCCUGCCCCUCAGCUCACUGCUCAAGUACAGGAACAGCCCUGGACACAACAGCUUUGAGGUAGACGCUGCCCAGCCCACAGCACCCCCCCCCCCACCACAGCCAGUUGAGCCACAGAAAAAGGAUGACGAGGAGGAGGGAGUGAGGAAGGAAGGGGCGGAGCCUCAGCGAGCGGAGGAGAGGAGGAAGAUGAAGGAGGAAGUGCUGGAAGAGGACUGCCUGCUGCUGCAGGACGAUGACAAAGAUAAUUUCGGAGUCGUCCAAGAGGAGGGGGAGAUGAAUCCGGUCCUGUCUCGUCUUUCAGACCCCAGCUCCACCAAAGAGACGGACAAGGAGCCCUGCAGCUCGCUGGUGCUGUCCCGGGACAUCCUCCUAGCCUUUGUCUACUUCGAUCACAAUUUCUGCGGCUUCCUCCUGGACAAGGACCUGGAGGAGAUCGUGCUGUCGCUGGGGCUGCACCUCUCUCGGGCACAGGUGACAGAGCUGGUGACAAAGGUGGUGUCCCAGAAUGCGUGUCACUACCAGGGGCUGGCUGAGCGCUGGGAGGGGGACACAGAGCCACGGGACAGCAAGACCCUCGCCGCAGACCCCAAACUGCAAGGAAACGUCUCUCUGCUACCCCCCGUGUCUGUGAAGGGCAGCGGCCGGCAGUCUCAGCGGUCAGGGUCCGGGGGGUCUGAGAUGGUCACUCACAACGGCGCGGCGGUGCACCUCGGAAACCUGCUGCAGAAACUGGAGCGUGUCGAGAGCACCCGGGUGCACCUGGAGGAUAGGAUCCGCAGUCUGGAGACCAGGCUGGGGGAGGCAGGGGAGCAGGUGUCUGUGGAGGAGGCGCAGAGGAAGAGGCUGGCCUCGGGGCUGGAGGCUGCACAGAAGAGCCUGGCCGAGGCGUUGGACAAGUUGAAGACGGAGGAGAAACGCAGCGCCUCUUACGAGAAGCUGCUGAAGGAAAGCAAGGGGAAUAUGGUUUCCGUCAUUGAAAAGAUGCAGAGCAUUGUGAAUAAGACCUGCAGCGUGGUCGAAACCGGGAGCGAUGCUUCGGACAAGGUUUGAAGACUGGCAAAGGCAGAUCUACAGGGACACUGCUGUGCUGUGGAGCCCUGCCAGCCUGCCAGCAGUGCCAUUCUGAGCCAGUUUACCUCCCCAGCACUGUCCCUGAGCAGCACAGCUACCUGCCUCUUGCACUGUAGACUUUUGCACCGUGCCAUAUCAACACACACGUGCAAGUGUGCAGGAAAGAGGCUGCAAGCUUGCCGUACUGAAUCUCAAGAAGAAUCACUGGGACCCGUUGAGAAACGGAGACCCCAUAGACUGCGCUGCUGUGGUUUAUUCUGUCUCCUAAACCACACGGCGCCACUGAAAUGAGGAAAUGACAUUUUUUGUACGUUUUUAAAUAUGGCUUUGCGGCUGUGCCCCUUUAGAGUUUUGUUUGUUAUUUGAUUUCUAUUUUAUAUUAUUUUAAUUUUUUUUUACAGAUGUAUGCAGGCUACCCCCUCGCUCCCAAAUUUGACCAUUCUUGCAGUUUUACUUGGAUUUUUCUUUUCUGUAAAAAAAAAUAAAAAUAUUUCGCGUAUAUUUUCACAAAGUAUGUCACUUUCUAUCUUACUUCAGGGAUGUUAAUUAAAAAAAAAAAAAAAUAACGAACAGUGGAUUAUUUCACUAGAAGUUACUGUAAUAAAGAAAACUUUUACCCAUC